This is a messenger RNA of Corticium candelabrum, 1115 nucleotides long. RefSeq lists its product as uncharacterized. The coding region runs from base 462 to 1115 and encodes 217 amino acids. The transcript is spliced from 6 exons. Lineage: Eukaryota; Metazoa; Porifera; Homoscleromorpha; Homosclerophorida; Plakinidae. The record is from RefSeq and is a predicted model, not a curated record.
CCGCUAAUUGCGGAGACCGUCUAAGAGAUGUAUAGCAUCAUGACUUCAAUCAGGGAAAACCUGCUUUUUCAAUUAAGUUAAUUAAGUCACUGUCAAGAAUUUUUUUGGAGACGCUUAUGUGAAAUAGCAAGUCAUUCCAUGCGGGAGCUGUUGCUGAAUCUGGGGAAAUAAUCAAGGACCAUCGCUAUUAAACCAAUGUCAUCGCAACUGGAGUUGUCUUCUAUCCAUUGGCAGUGGAAUCAUUUGGCACUAGGAGAAGCUCUUGAACAUGCAUCUUCAUUAAUUAAGAUUGAUACCCCCGUUCAGUUCAUGCAAAUGUAAGCCGUAGACAAAGGCUCUAGAGACCAACGGUUUGAUAGAGCCGUCAAUCAUGAUCAGGUUUCGCCCAUGGGAGGGGCUACGCAGUAUACAAUCGAGUGGAUAGGCGUAGAGCUGUCAUUAUACGCUUUCUGCCAGGAAUCAUGGAUGGACCACCUGAAUUGAUGAAAGGGACAAGAGAACGCUUACGAUACAGGGCAGAAAUUAGAUUGGCGGCGGAUAGCCUUGGCAAGACCUGCUCUAGAGCAGACUUACAAAAGGCUUCUAAGGAGCUAAUAUGCAUAUGUCUGUGGAAACAUGUUGUCAAAGUCUACUCUAGAGUAGGUCUUGCCCAGGUUAUGGGAGACAUGCGGGAGAGAAUAAAACGGCGUGAGUAUGACAGAGAACGAAGACCUCGUUCUUCGACAGCAAAUUCUGACACAAGCUCGAGAUCGUCUCAGCACUCUAGAUUUGAUCCAUCUCUGCACGAACAGCUCCAGCCAGUUGGUGGUCAAGACGUAGAUUUGGAACAUCUGCAGUUGUCGCCAACUGCAACGUGUGAAACUAUUUAUACAGGUGAAAUAGUUUAUGCAGAGCUGGGGACAGCUGCUGGUACUGUAGCAACUCCAAGACAACAGGUGCUGCUGUUGCAUCAUGAGACGCGCUGUCCGGUGGCUCUGGGGUUUCCAGCUGACAACUUCCAAAUGAUAGAUUCUUUUUUAAUUGAAAUCAUUCAAAUUAUUGAUGGGGAAAUGAUUAUACAGGGAAGCAGAGGAAGAAAACUGGCAUCAAUGGAAUUAAAUGUAUUGAGACAUUAG